Aegilops tauschii subsp. strangulata is the source of this 1107-nucleotide messenger RNA. RefSeq lists its product as uncharacterized. The record is from RefSeq and is a predicted model, not a curated record. Lineage: Eukaryota; Viridiplantae; Streptophyta; Magnoliopsida; Poales; Poaceae.
UCUGCGCAAGAUCAGUCUGCUCUGCUGCCAAAGAAGCGAGAUGGCCCGGCUCUCUUUCGUCCCCAUCUCCCUGCUGCUGCUAGCUAGCCUCGCCGCCGGCGCCGGCGCCGCAGCAGCCGCGGAUCCAGGGGAAGGGGGCCCCAGGGUCAGCGUGCAGUACGCGAGCGAGGAGGAGUCCCGGUGGCUGGACCGCUGGACGGAGAAGCAUCUGGCCCAACAAGGGUCCGGCCAAGCCAUCGAGAUUCAGCCGGGCACCGACGAGGAGUCGGCGCAACUGAGCCGCAUGUUCCCCGGCAACGCCUACAUCGGCCACAUUGAGUAUGACAAGGACCAUCCCUUUGGCAGAAUCGUCGUGGAUGCCUUCCACUCCAAAGCUCGCCAGGCGAAGCCGAACGAUGAUCUGCAGAAGCAGGGCCAGGAGGAGUCUCGCUCUCACGCCGAGCACGACGUCAAGGAUCUUUAGGAGCCGGCGAGGCCAUAUCCAUGACGACCUUGUCGAUGGACGGAAUAACGGAGGAUGACUGUGAGGAGUUCGAGUUCUUGUCGUGCAUCAUUAGCCAGUUUUAGUAGCUCGUUAGGGAGUCGCAGCCAGUACUAUGGGGAUUGUCCUCAGAGAGAUUAGUCGAGUCAUUGUCUACUGUCUAGUAGUAGUAGUAAUUCUGGUUUAUUCUGCCGUGUGUGGUGCUCUCCAUUUGCAAUUUGUCGUUGCUUAGCGAAAAUCCAUUUGGUUAGAAAGAUCUCUUAGUACUUUCAGAAUUUAAGAUCUCAUUCAGCCAGAUGUGAAAUCGUCUAAAGAGCCGUAAUCAAACCCACAAGGCGCAAAAAAAGACUAAAUCAUUCCUCCAUAUGAAGUUCAUGUGGGACAAAAAUUUGAAUGCCAAGCUUUUUGGGACCGAGGUAGUACACAACAAGGAAUGCUGUACAGGCAGUUUUUCUUUUUUCGAAUACUUAGUGGAGGUUCAUGCAUGAAUGAAACAAAAUAAGAAAUAAUGAUUGAAAAAAGAAUUUCACAUGCUGCGAAAAUCAAGAAGAUAUUGAUGCCCAACCCUUUUACCGUGAAACAAAGAAUCGGUUUAACUUUCAACUUUGUACUGGCGAGCAAACGGA